ACACCAUCAACAUGCGUUUCUCCAUCACUGCUGUUCUGGCCCUGGCCGCUGGUGCCUUCGCUGCCGAUGCCAUCACUGAGACCGUCACUGAGUACACCACCUACUGCCCCGAGGCUACCUCCAUUGUCCACGGCAGCUCUACUCUCCACGUCACCAGCCCUGGCCACGUUACCAUGACCGGUCACUACACUGUCACCCGUCCUCUGAUUACCUCCACCGUGACUGAGUGCAAGAAGUGCUCUUCUUCUACCCCUCUGCCCUCCACCCCCGUCGUCUCCCCCAGCUCCUCCGCUGCCCUGACUUCGACCCCCUACGUCCCCAGCGGCGCCGGUGCCACCGGAACUGCCCCUGCCCCUGGCUCCCCCUCCGCCACUGGCAGCGGCUCUUCCCCCGCCUCCACCACCCAGGCUGCCUUCAACGCCGGUGUCUCCAACGUCGCCGGCGCUGGUGCCGGUCUGGCUGCCGUUUUCGGUGCCGUCGCCCUCCUCCUGUAA
Penicillium angulare is the source of this 494-nucleotide messenger RNA. Its product is annotated as putative GPI anchored protein. Gene Ontology annotation, biological process: fungal-type cell wall organization. Bases 12 to 494 code for a protein of 160 amino acids. The record is from RefSeq and is a predicted model, not a curated record. The transcript is spliced from 3 exons. Gene Ontology annotation, cellular component: fungal-type cell wall. Gene Ontology annotation, molecular function: structural constituent of cell wall. NCBI's taxonomy places the organism in Eukaryota, Fungi, Ascomycota, Eurotiomycetes, Eurotiales, Aspergillaceae.